UGAGCGGUGCAGUUGCAGUUGCAGAGGGAGGGCGAAGCGAGGUAGAGAGAGAAAGAGAGCACUGGGCUGUGGCUCUUGCCUGACGUUCACAAGCGAGCGACAGCAAAGUGCAGCCAGACUCUCCGCCAAGAAAGGAGAGCGAGCGAGCCAGAUCAGCACAGGAGGGAGCAGAGCAGACUAGGAGGAGCAGCUCUCCCUGUGCGCUGGGAUUUGCUAUUGUUAUUAAUUAUUAUUUUUACCCACUCAUUAAUUUAUUCCCCCGCCCCCACUCUUACCGGCUUGGAUUUUCCCUCCACUCCCCGGCCAGAUUGGAUUUUGAAAGCGGUGGAAAGAAGGAAAGGGAUCCAAUCCCCACCCCCGAUCCCUCCUAGUUGCAGGAGAACAGAACCAGGGAUCCAAAGCGGGGAUCAGCCCCCCUCCCCUGAAAGGAAACUCCAGCUUGGGAGCAGCCGCAGGAAACCAACCCGAAGACUGGAAAAUGCAUUGAAACUUUCGGGCAAACUUUUUUUGUGUGCGCGCGCGUGGGCUUUUCUUACCUCUCCGAGGGGAAAUCUGUUACAAAUCGGUGCCGUUUGGAGCGUGGAUUGUCCCUCCGGGGGUCGGAUCGGAACCGGGCCGGACGGAGGAGGCUGAGCUUUGUGCAGGGAACAAGGGAGAGGGAGAGAGAGAGAGAGGAAAAAAAGGGGGGUGUCUGUUCCUUUGGCGGUUAGAGAGCCGGGCUCAUGGAGGGGUGAAACCCGAGACUGAAGAGUUCCCCCCGGCCGCAAGCUUUGCAGAAAUCGCCCAGGAGAGCGGCUCCAGGAGAGGGAGGACGAGGGCACGGAGGAGUAGAGAGAAAGGGAAGGAGACAGGCGGCCAGAGAGAGACAGCAAAAGCUCAGCAAGCCACCCCCCUCCCCCGACCUGCUCCAGGAAUCAUGAACUUUCUGUUCACUUGGAUCCACUGGGGGCUGGCGGCGCUGCUCUAUCUCCACAACGCCAAGUUGUCGCAGGCCGCUCCGACCCUGGGGGAUGGGGAGAGGAAACCCAAUGAAGUUAUCAGGUUCCUGGAGGUCUACGAGCGCAGCUUCUGCAGGACGAUUGAGACCCUGGUGGACAUUUUCCAGGAGUACCCCGAUGAGGUGGAGUACAUCUUCAAGCCGUCCUGCGUACCCCUGCUGAGGUGUGCAGGCUGCUGCGGUGACGAGGGCCUAGAAUGCGUCCCCAUGGAAGUGCACAACGUCACCAUGGAGAUAAUGAGAAUUAAACCCCAUCAGAGUCAGCACAUAGUGCACAUGAGCUUCUUACAGCACAGUAAAUGUGAAUGCAGACCAAAGAAAGACGUCAAAGCUAAACAAGAAAAAAAAUCAAAGCGAGAAAAGGGGAAGGGGCAAAAGAGAAAGCGCAAGAAAAGCCGGUACAAACCGCUCAGCUUUCACUGUGAGCCUUGCUCAGAGAGGAGAAAGCACUUGUUUGUACAAGAUCCCCAGACCUGUAAAUGUUCCUGCAAAUUCACAGACUCACGUUGCAAGUCGAGGCAGCUUGAGUUAAACGAGCGCACUUGCAGAUGUGAAAAGCCGAGACGGUGAGCAGCGGAGAAGAAGGGGGAACAGCCCUGUUUCUGGAGCUUGAUUUCUCGCCUGGAUGGAAAAAGAAAGAAAGAAAGAAAGGAAAAAAACAAAAACCCUAAUCCAAAUGAACCCUAAAAUGAAGGA
Mauremys mutica (yellowpond turtle) is the source of this 1693-nucleotide messenger RNA. It is a transcript of the gene VEGFA, whose product is annotated as vascular endothelial growth factor A. Lineage: Eukaryota; Metazoa; Chordata; Testudines; Geoemydidae. Gene Ontology annotation, cellular component: membrane. Gene Ontology annotation, biological process: response to hypoxia; sprouting angiogenesis; induction of positive chemotaxis. The transcript has 8 exons. The record is from RefSeq and is a predicted model, not a curated record. Gene Ontology annotation, molecular function: vascular endothelial growth factor receptor 1 binding; growth factor activity; heparin binding. Bases 917 to 1567 code for a protein of 216 amino acids.